Molecule: messenger RNA, 1155 nt
Organism: Pundamilia nyererei
Lineage: Eukaryota; Metazoa; Chordata; Actinopteri; Cichliformes; Cichlidae
Product: exportin-1-like
Exons: 5
Coding region: 49-747 (232 amino acids)
Biological process (GO): protein export from nucleus; ribosomal small subunit export from nucleus; ribosomal large subunit export from nucleus
Cellular component (GO): cytoplasm; nucleus
Molecular function (GO): nuclear export signal receptor activity
Source: RefSeq, a predicted model, not a curated record
AUUAUCAGUGUCAGAUGCUGUUUAACAUGUUGUUUGUUUUCUUUCAGCAUGUGCAAUGAAUUCUCCCAGAUAUUCCAGCUGUGUCAGUUUGUUAUGGAGAAUUCCCAGAAUGCCCCCCUGGUCCAUGCCACCCUGGAGACACUUCUGCGUUUUCUCAACUGGAUUCCUCUGGGAUACAUCUUUGAAACCAAACUGAUCAGCACAUUGGUGUAUAAGUUCUUGAACGUGCCGAUGUUUCGCAACGUGACGUUGAAGUGCCUGACAGAGAUUGCAGGCGUGAGUGUCAGCCAGUACGAGGAGCAGUUUGUUACCCUCUUCACGCUGACCAUGUGUCAGCUCAAACAGAUGCUGCCUCUGAACACCAACAUUCGGCUGGCCUACGCCAACGGGAAAGAUGACGAGCAAAACUUCAUCCAGAACCUCAGUCUGUUCCUGUGUACUUUCCUUAAAGAGCACGGGCAACUCAUUGAGAAGAGGCUCAACCUCAGAGAGACAUUAAUGGAGGCCCUCCACUACAUGCUGCUGGUGUCAGAGGUGGAAGAGACUGAGAUCUUCAAAAUCUGCCUGGAGUAUUGGAAUCACUUGGCCGCUGAGCUCUACAGAGAGAGUCCCUUUUCCACAUCCACGUCCCCUCUGCUGUCUGGCAACCAGCACUUUGAUGUGCCUCCACGGAGACAGCUCUAUCUACCCGUUCUCUCCAAGGUACCUCUUAGAACAAGAUGGUAUUUAUUCAUACCACAUACAUGAUCGCAGAGCCCCAUGAUUGAAGUUGAGUUUAUAAAUGCAGACUCUUCUUUAAGAAGCAUGUCUUACGUUUAUAGUGAAGAUGACACAGAGGUUGCUGAAGUGUUUCCAGUUUGUGGAACCUGAAGCGUCUCAGCUCGCAGUCAUACUAGAAAGACUUGGCUCAGGCCAGCGACAGGUGGCUGCUUCAGAGCCGCCAAAAGAGAUGCUGGUUACAGUGUUACUAAAAAUCAGCAGCUACUAAAGUAAUACAAACAUUUUUUUUCUACUUAAUGAUAUUUUACAUUCCAUAUGUGUGAAAUGUGACUAUAACCAGGAGACAAACCACUUGUAUCGUCCUUUUACAUUUAUGAGAACACAAGCUAAGCUAUAUUUUCCUGUGUGUGUGAAAGGCAGGUGUUUUGAUUUGUG